Molecule: messenger RNA, 2745 nt
Organism: Salvelinus namaycush (lake trout)
Lineage: Eukaryota; Metazoa; Chordata; Actinopteri; Salmoniformes; Salmonidae
Product: phospholipid phosphatase 2-like
Exons: 6
Coding region: 312-1175 (287 amino acids)
Biological process (GO): signal transduction; phospholipid dephosphorylation; phospholipid metabolic process
Molecular function (GO): phosphatidate phosphatase activity
Source: RefSeq, a predicted model, not a curated record
CGGAGAGGGUUGCGUUGGUUUGUCAGACGCCUCAACUAAUAUAAAAACGUUUUCUUUUACAGUCCGUAACCAAAAUAUGCGGGCAAAGGGCGUAAUAGUUUUAACACUGUGGCCGGUUGAGAUGAUUAGAGUCUGAGUUCGGAAGACAUUUUUGGGAUUUCAAAAUUGCAUAGGCCCACCUAGGUAACAGCAUUUGUGGGCAGGUAGGGAAGUAGCCUUCCGGAAGAACUCGCGAUACAGGUUGGCAGUUUGCAUACGGCACUCGUAAAGUAAGUUUUGAAACAAGUUUUUAAUCAACUACAGAAGGAAAAAUGAAGGAUUUUCGAAAAAAGAAGCUGUAUGUCUUCGUGGACGUGCUGUGCGUGUUAGUGGCGGCACUGCCUUUCCUCAUUAUGACCGUCGUUUUCCGGCCCUACCAGAGGGGUGUGUACUGUGACGAUGAGGACAUCAAGUACCCCCUCAAACCUGACACUAUCACCCACGGCCUGCUGGCUGCAGUCACCAUCUCCUGCACCGUCAUCAUCCUAGCAUCAGGAGAGGCCUACCUGGUCUACAGUAAGAGGAUUCACUCUAACUCUGAGUUCAACGGGUACGUGGCGGCGCUCUACAAGGUGCUAGGUACCUUCCUGUUCGGGGCAGCUGUCAGCCAAUCACUGACGGACCUGGCUAAGUUCACCAUUGGACGCCCACGGCCCAACUUCAUGGCCGUCUGCAACCCCAAGGUCUGCAAAGGCUACAUGCUGGAUAUCAACUGCACCGGCAACUCUCAUGACGUCACUGCGUCCAGGUUGUCCUUCUACUCCGGCCACUCCUCCUUCGGGAUGUACUGUAUGCUGUUUCUAGCAUUGUAUGUCCAGGCGAGGCUGAGGGCAAAGUGGGCCAGACUCCUCCGACCCACAAUCCAGUUCUUCCUGGUGGCCUUUGCAGUGUACGUGGGCUACACCCGCGUGUCCGAUUACAAGCACCACUGGAGCGACGUUCUGGUGGGCCUCCUCCAAGGCGCUCUCAUUGCCAUCCUCAACGUGCGCCACGUGUCAGACUUAUUCAAGCAGGGUCCUCCCCACUGCUCCAGCCCAGAGACGGUCGAGAACGAGGAACUGGAGCGCCGCAAACCCAGCCUGCAGAUGGCAGAUGCAGAUCACAACAACCAUUACAGCUACCCAGGGCCUGUGUGAGAGGGGCCAACCCAGUCAACCACUCUCACAACAAGCUCCCACAAACCACUGGACUGACUGAGGGGGCUGCGCACAUUACCAGAAUCCUCUAUGGCCUGGGUGCACCAGCGCAUGAGUGGGAGAGGACUUUUAUAUUGAGACAUCAUCGUUGAUGUUCACUAGUUUUUUAGUAUAUUCGUCUCAGAUGUUUUUAUGUUGCUUUUUUUAACACAAUAGAUUAGGUAAGAGUACCAAACAUUCAGAUAAGAAAGAAAGACCAUUCUCAGAAGAGAAGAUGUCUAGAUGAGUCCCAUUUUAGUGCACCUUAGUCAUAUGAGUAAUCUGAACUUCAGUGGGAGUUUCGGAUUGAUAUGUUGAAUGUUUCACCUAUGUGAAAUGGACUGCAGAGAUUUAGAAAUGUUGAUUGUGUAAGCUUGAUAUACCACUAGAUCACAAACAAUCAAUGCAAACGUUUGGCAUAAAGAUUUUAGAAAUUGAAAAUUAGAAAUUCUGAUUUUAGCUACGCACAUUCUAGCAUCAAUCACUCUAUUUUUUUUUAAAUGACGAAAUCAAUGUUUUAACAGGAACAUUGUUCCUUUGACAAGAAUUGAAGGUAUUUGGAAAGUGCAUAUUCAUUUUUAUUUUAUAGAUUACUUUAUUCACAAGGUUGGAAAUGUCUAUUAUGCCAGCUCUGUUAAGGUAUUGUGCAAUCACAAUCACCCCUGUUAGCCACUAUGAGCCACAAAUACUGUAUCUGCUAAUAUUAUGGCAUUUUUCUUUUUUCAGGUAUGUUAUUUUUUUCUGUGGCCCAUAUCAAACCAGUGCCUUCUUGGACUAGUGCCCUUUAAGAUUGACACAAAUGGAUCAAAUCCCAAGUUCAGAACACAAACCAGAUACCUUAACAUGAGCCUUUAAGAGUUGUAAUGAUACAGCUUACCAUUCGAGUCAUUUAUGGCAAGCUGGUAUAAUGCUCUAUGCAAAGUUCAAAGAUUUUUCCUUACCUGUGUGGACUGCUGGGGCUAAUUUGUGAAGAAAUGCUCCUGUACAGUGACUAUGUCAGGCCUGGCCCUGCUUGGCACAGGAGGACUGAUGACAGAUCAGUCAGCUCUGGCAGAGAGAGGCUCACCUCUGGUAGUGAUUGUGAGGCUCAGAGAGCUGACUCAGAGCUGGCCUGUGACUGUGGAAUGGCAAGGUACUCAGAAGGGCCUCCUGCGGAGACGCGGGUCCUAUGGACUUCAAGAAUUUUAAAGACUUUUCUUUGAAUUCCAUAAAUGAUAACCACCUGGAGCAGCUUCAGUGAAGUGUUGUUGUUGUGUAACGUCUCACCUGUGUAUUACUGAAUCCCCCAGCGCAAAUUUACCCAUGAAGCAAUAGUAUCACAGUGUUAUGGGGUUUGAGUUUCCUCCAGGUUUCCAUCAUAAAAGGCGUGUGUGUGUUUCAUAUGUAAUAAUACUAUUCCCAUUAGAGGAUUGGUGCCUAAGGUCCUGGUUGGCCAUUAUAUGUACAGUUGAAGUCGGGAGUUUACAUACACCUUAGCCAAGUACAUUUAAACUCAGUUUUUCACAAUUCCUGACAUUUAAUCCUAGUAAAA